AUGAAAUCAUUCAACUCCAUUUUCCUCUCCGCACUUCUCGCCACCAAUGUCAUCGGUGCACCACUUCAAGUUCGCGACGAAGCUGUAGUUGACGCUACACUAGAAGAGAACGCCGUCGACGUGCCUACAUUUGACUGCUGCGCUGGGUGGAUAAAGGAACGGGAUGCUACAGCUAUCAAGGAGGCCAGGGAGGAGGAGAAUGCCCUUGACGAUUUGGUUGGCACUGUGAGCAUUGAAGGGUCACCUGUAUGGUUGAAAACAAGGGAGGCUGAAGGAGCGGCUUCUGUCUAG
This is a messenger RNA of Hymenoscyphus albidus, 291 nucleotides long. The record is from the annotation of a GenBank genome assembly. Lineage: Eukaryota; Fungi; Ascomycota; Leotiomycetes; Helotiales; Helotiaceae.